Bradysia coprophila is the source of this 794-nucleotide messenger RNA. RefSeq lists its product as uncharacterized. The record is from RefSeq and is a predicted model, not a curated record. NCBI's taxonomy places the organism in Eukaryota, Metazoa, Arthropoda, Insecta, Diptera, Sciaridae.
UCUGUUCUAACUGAAGAGAAAUCUUAGUUGUUCCAUUUGAAUUAGCGUGCAAGUUGGUUGGAUCUGAUUUUAAUUGAAAGUUUUAUUUUGUUGGUGAAGGAAUACCUAUCUCAAGUGAUAUGAAUGUCGUACCAUUUGUCGCACAAUAUUAUUUGGCGUGGUUGUUCGUUUUGUUUGUCGUUACUCGACAUUCUCAAGCGCUACGAUGUUAUACGUGUAGCUAUGUACCAACAACUGGUAGCCGUGCUUGCAUUGAGAAUCCGGAUAAAGUUGAGGGACAAAAGUUUACCAACUGUAACAAAAAGUUUUGCACCAUUCUGCGCCAAGAACUCGUUACUCCGUCAGGAUUUGUGAAUUCAUUUCUGCGAGGAUGCGAAGAUACACCCAGGAAUGACCUUGUAAGCGAUCCAACGUUUAAGACGUUUUACCGUUCGUGCAAUACUGAUUUAUGCAACGAUGGUGACGGCAUAAAGGCAUCAGGAUCUGGUAUAAUAUCCGACGGAUAUUUCGGUGCAAACUUAUUGGUACCCGGAAUAAACGGAAGCCAACGCAUUCAUCAAUUCAACAUACAAAAUGCAUUUUUAAUGCUACUCUUGUGUGCCGUCAUGUUACUAGUUACAUCAAUACACUAUACAUGAGUGUUUGAAGGAAGCUAUGCAAUUUAUUUUAUUUAUGGAAUGUAAUGUUCAUUGAUGGCUCUGUUGAAUUUUGUCUUUUGAGGCCCAUUAAAUAUUUACAAUGACAAUUAAUUUGCUGCCGUAAACUUGGUUGAUGUUUGAACGAACAGAGCAAAU